CCUGGGGUUGUACAACGUGUCCAUCACCGAGGAAUCACACCAAUAUAAUUCGAUUCUUAUUUUCCCCACGAAAUGGGUAUGGAGGAUGUUGGACUUGUGGCAAAGAGAGGCUGAGUAUUACGCAUGGUGCCCGUGGACCUGCCCUGAACCAGUGACCACCGAUCCACCGUUAUCCACCUCAACGUCGAUGAUCUGGUCCUCAUAACAUUUUCUCCCUCUCUCUGCCCUGCACAAUGAAUCUAUCAAGAAGUCGGCGGUAUUUCUGCAAAUUUCAAAGAAGCGCUUCAGGAUACGAAGAUAGACUCUAAUGGAGCAGUGGGAGCGAGAGGCCUGGUGACUGAACUGUAUCAUAUUUGCGUCAGUGUUCGUCAGUGUUCGGGUUUUUCGGGUACCUGUGCAGCUGUUCUGCUCUUCUCAUCCCUUCUCAUCCAUCUUCUAUUGUAAUUAUUGACGAGUUAAUUGCUUGUUUGGUUCAGCCCUACGAUACCGGAAUCUUUUCGGCUAACAUACCCUAACGCGGUUAGCUGGACUUUCACUUGACAAAUCGAUCGCUUGUCUUCAUCCGUCCUUCAUUCCCCAUAACGCGCGGAGCUAGCCUCGGCUUAACACUUGCACCCCGACCACCAUGUUCGAAAGCGACCCACCCUCAGGAGUCACCUUUCAGCAUCAAGACAAGCUCCCCAAGUUACCAAUUCCUUCCUUAGAAGACACAUGUAAACGUUAUCUCAAAGCGCUUGAAGGUCUUCAAGAUGAGGAGGAACAUAUGAGGACCCAGCUCGCCGUUCAGGACUUCCUGGAGAAAGACGGACCGAUACUGCAGCAAAAACUGAAGGAGUAUGCUAAGGACAAAUCUAGUUACAUCGAAGAGUUUUGGUACGAGUCGUACCUAUCUCAUAGCGAUCCUGUCGUGCUGGCUCUCAAUCCCUACUUCGUUCUGGAAAACGACCCGACCCCGGAUAGAGGUUCUCAACUACCAAGAGCAGCGUCAUUAAUUGUCUCGUCACUCGGCUUCAUUCAUGAUCUACGGGCUGGCAUACUGCAACCAGACACCAUUCGUGGCCUUCCGCUCGACAUGGACCAAUAUACCCGGUUGUUCGGUACUGCAAGAAUUCCGACGAAGAAAGGAUGCAGAAUGGAGGUAGCAAAUUCUCACCACAUUGUCGUGUUACGCCGGGGACAGUUUUAUUGGUUCGCAGUUAUGGACGAGAAUAAUCAGCCUUUGCUCACUGAGCGUGAAAUCAUUCGCAACCUUCAAGCUAUUGUCAACGACGCCGACAGAUGGUCACGACGCGAAGUAGCUCAAAACUCAGUGGGCGUACUCUCAACCGAGAACCGCAAAACAUGGUCGAAGAUCCGGACAACGAUUUCUUCAGAGAAACACAACGCAGACUGUCUUGAGAUGGUCGACAAGGCGUUGUUCAUCGUCUGCCUUGACGACAACGCGGAUUUGAAGGACAAUCUAGGUCAACUAUGUGCAAACUUCCUUUGCGGUACAUAUGGACUUGAAGACGGGGUCCAAGUGGGCACAUGCGUCAACAGAUGGUAUGAUAAGCUUCAGAUCAUCGUGUGUAGUGAUGGUGCGGCGGGGAUCAACUUUGAGCAUACCGGUGUAGAUGGCCAUACUGUACUAAGAUUUGCCGCCGAUAUUUUCACGGAGGGAUUGAUGCUACUCGCGCGUUCAAUCAAUCCAUCUGCACCUACAUUGUUCCACGCUUCGCUUUCGCCAUACGCCAAGUCGUACAAGCCAGCUAAAGGAGAGAAGAAGCCGGAACGUAAAGAUGCUAUGGAUACUGCACCCAAGAAGCUUGACUGGAACCUUACGCCCGAGCUUCGUGUUAACAUCAGGUUCGCAGAGACCAGACUCAGCGACUUGAUAUGUCAGAAUGAUUGUGAAGCACUGGAGUUCAAAGGAUACGGGAAGAAUUUUAUCACAAGUCACGGUUUUAGUCCCGAUGCCUUCGUACAAAUGGCUUUUCAGGCGGCUUAUUUCGGGCUCUACGGUCGAAUUGAAUGUGUCUACGAGCCGGCGAUGACUAAGGCAUUCCUACAUGGGCGCACGGAAGCGAUAAGAUCCGUCCAACCCGAGAGUGUCAAUUUCACCAAGACUUUCUACUCCGAUGCCUCUGUUUCGGAGAAAGUCGGCGCUCUCCGUAAAGCCUGCGAGAGACACGUCAAAUUGACCAAAGAAUGUAGUCAAGGUCUCGGACAAGAUCGGCAUCUUUACGCGUUAUACUGUCUUCAACGACGGAUGAACGAUGGUUCUCUCGAUUCGCCUGAUACGGCAGGGUCAAGCGAUGAAAACGAAAGCCUCUCGGACGGUUCUCCGAGGUCUGACAUAUCGGAGGUUGCCAGGAGAAUUCGGAAGAUGACGCCUAGGAUCUUCACUGAUCCUGGCUGGGAGUUGUUGAACACAUCGAUCUUAUCGACUUCGAACUGUGGAAAUCCCGCGUUGAGGCUGUUUGGAUUUGGGCCUGUCUCCCCGGACGGGUUCGGAAUUGGGUAUAUCAUCAAGGAUGAAGCGCUUUCUGUCUGUGCAUCAUCAAAACAUCUACAGACGAGAAGGUUCCUUGAUACGCUCAAAGGAUACUUGUACGAUAUUCAGAGGACGAUAAGUCAGUUACACCGAGCUGCAAAUGAGCCUCCGACGCCAUUUGUCGAUCAUGCUGGCAUCUUGAGAGAUUCGAAAACGGGUAGACCGGUCAAUGGGUCUAGUUCGGAUGACGAUGACGAUUAUGAAAGUAUUGUUUUGCCUGAAUAUUCCUUCUUUGGGAGCGCUGACGUCGAACUUGUGGACAAGAGGAAGCGGAAGGGAGCGAGAGGGUAUUCUAAUAUCGGCAAAGUCAUUCCAAUUGCUGAAUACUGAGGCACGGGGGUUGGCUGAAGAUUCCGGUGUCUGGACCGAUUUUAAUCAUCUUUUUGUACGUUAUAAAUCUGUAAUAGGAUUCUGGAUGAAGAUAAAAACCCGUC
Molecule: messenger RNA, 2967 nt
Organism: Marasmius oreades (fairy-ring Marasmius)
Lineage: Eukaryota; Fungi; Basidiomycota; Agaricomycetes; Agaricales; Marasmiaceae
Exons: 14
Coding region: 626-2863 (745 amino acids)
Biological process (GO): carnitine metabolic process
Cellular component (GO): mitochondrion
Molecular function (GO): carnitine O-acetyltransferase activity
Source: RefSeq, a predicted model, not a curated record